Lampris incognitus (smalleye Pacific opah) is the source of this 1383-nucleotide messenger RNA. RefSeq names its product growth arrest-specific 2b (gene gas2b). The coding region runs from base 1 to 1383 and encodes 460 amino acids. Gene Ontology annotation, biological process: actin crosslink formation. The transcript has 7 exons. Gene Ontology annotation, cellular component: actin filament. The record is from RefSeq and is a predicted model, not a curated record. Lineage: Eukaryota; Metazoa; Chordata; Actinopteri; Lampriformes; Lampridae. Gene Ontology annotation, molecular function: actin filament binding; cytoskeletal adaptor activity; microtubule binding.
AUGAGCAGCGAGGUGGGGGAAAUGAACGCCGUCCUGGACGGUCCUCUGAGUCCCACACACUUGACCGGGUUGGGGAUGACCUGCCACCUUAACCAGAAGUACAAACACCACAGCCCUGGCCUGACCAGUCCUCAGGAGUACAGCCAGUGGCUGCCCUGCCGCCAUGAUGCCAGCCUGCUGCCCAUGAAGGAAGACCUGGCAUUAUGGCUCAACACCAUUAUGGAUGCGGGCCUGACAGCAGAUGAUCUGAUGGAGAGGUUGGAUAACGGCGUUCUCCUCUGUCAGCUGGCACAGCAGCUCCAGGAGAAGAUGAUCCAUGCCAGCAACGGCAAGCCCUUCAUUCGCAGAGUGAUCCACUGGCGAGCUGACGCUGCCUCUGGGUCAUUUUUCGCCCGGGACAACGCCGCCAAUUUCCUGCACUGGUGUCGAAAUAUCGGGGUUGAUGACAUCUAUCUGUUCGAGUCAGAAGGCUUGGUCCUCCACAAGCAGCCUCGGGAGGUGUGUCUCUGCCUGAUGGCGUUGGGGAGGAUUGUAGCCAGAUAUGGAAUCGAGCCCCCGGGACUCGUGAAGCUGGAGAGAGAGAUCGAGAGAGAGGAGGCGGGUUCCCUUUCCCCGUCACCCCUUCUGCCCUUCUCUUUCUUUUUGCCUCCAUUGCUGUGCGCAUCAUCGGGAUCAUCUCUGUCCUUGGUACCUUCUCCUCCUCCUUCACCGGUGCCCCGUACUCUGACGCCACCGUGCCCCUCAGAUUCUCCCACCCCUGCCAACGCCUCGGAGGUCACCCCCGCCACGAGUGCCCCGACUACCCCAAUGACGAUGUGCUCGUCUUCUACGCAAACCUUCUGUUCGCUCUCUGGCAUAAGUACAACCACAGCCUCAACCCAGACGCCGCUCCUGCACCUGACCGCCGAUGCUGACGUCCCUGCUUCAGCUCCGGCCCCCGAGCCAUCACCGACUACACAGUCUACUCCACCUCCAUCUUCCCCCUCAUCCGUAGUCCCUGUCUGUCACCCUGCCAAGUCUGCAGGCCGGAAGAGUGCAGUCACAGACAACCUCUUGGAUGAUAUUGUGAGGAGCAUGAUUGAGGAUCCACCCUGCAGCUGUCCCACCAGGUUUUUGGUUGAGAAGCAGCCCAAAGGACGCUACCGUGUGGGAGAGAAGGUGCUGUAUAUCCGGAUGCUGAAUGACCAUCACGUGAUGGUGCGCGUCGGCGGCGGCUGGGAGACCUUCGUAGGCUACCUGCAAAAGCACGACCCCUGCAGAGGAGGACCACUGGGCCGCCUGGAGGCCAGGCUCUGCCGGACGAGGGCCAAGACGGCCAACGCGAAGGAGAUCUCCCCCGACAGCUACAUGGUGGUUGGUGCCCAUUACCGUGGCAAGAAGUAG